GUUCAUCCUCGCUUUGUUUGUUGGUAGCAGUAAUGGAUGCUAGCACAGAAAAAGCUGCGAAGAAAAAAGUCUUGCAUUAACAGAUGACCAAUUGUAGCUUAUCGUCAACAUGUCCAUUUUAGAAGAAUACGAUAACGUAGAAGAAGAAAAAGUGAAGAUUCCUUCAUGCUUGAGCCUGUUUAAUGAAUGGAGAAUAUGCAGUUCAAAUCAAACUGUCUGCUGUUCUGACAUGGCAAUACACUAGUCUUAUAAUUCCUGCCUCUCAGAGACAGUUUCAGCACUACUACAUUUAUGGAAAAUUUGAUCGGUGCUCUGAUGAACAAAGCAAUUGGACCAAUUGCCUUAUAUGGAAGACACAAAAAAAGAAAGAAGCAAGGGACUCUAUACUUGAAAAUGUUAAACGAAAAGAAGAAGAACAAAAUAAAAAGCAUUCUGCACCGGUGUGGAAGUUCAGGAGGGACCCUGCGCAAGGUUGGAAUAGUGCUUAACUAAUCCAGUGCUUGUUGCUGUGGUCUUGUAAUAAUUUCCCAGUGCAUAGUGCAUAGUAUUGAGUGUUUGUUAUUUUCUAUAAAUAAUCUAAUGUGUUUUUACUUUCUUUGGUAUGAAAA
Molecule: messenger RNA, 608 nt
Organism: Rhopilema esculentum
Lineage: Eukaryota; Metazoa; Cnidaria; Scyphozoa; Rhizostomeae; Rhizostomatidae
Source: RefSeq, a predicted model, not a curated record